Phytophthora infestans T30-4 is the source of this 1215-nucleotide messenger RNA. Its product is annotated as Amino Acid-Polyamine-Organocation (APC) Family. Gene Ontology annotation, molecular function: transmembrane transporter activity. Bases 1 to 1215 code for a protein of 404 amino acids. The transcript has 2 exons. NCBI's taxonomy places the organism in Eukaryota, Oomycota, Peronosporomycetes, Peronosporales, Peronosporaceae. The record is from RefSeq and is a predicted model, not a curated record. Gene Ontology annotation, cellular component: membrane. Gene Ontology annotation, biological process: transmembrane transport.
AUGGGGUUCUUACUUACGGAAUUGGUGAGCGCCAUCCCGGAAGCUGGAGGACACGCGUAUUGGGUCGCUCUGGCGUUCGGACCGGCGUGGGGACUACAAGCCGGUUUUUGGGCGUGGGUGGGGAACUGCAUGCACUGUGCGGCGUACGUGUCGCUUGGAGUUAAUGUCGUUUAUCGAGUGGCGGGGUGGGACAACAUGCCGGUGUUGGAGUACACACUGCGAGCAGGUAUUAGCAUGCUUCUGUCGCUAGCAAGCUUCUUUCAGCUGCGGGUUGUGGGAUACGCUGCUGGAUCACUUAUGGUGUUGAUCCUAGUGCCGUUUCUGUUGAUCGCAGUCUGGAGCGCCGUGAGAGCAGAACACUGGGACGAAUUGGGUGAGAUACCUGAUGCCACGAUGAAAGCCCAGAGCACGCACAUCGGGUAUGGGAAUCUAGUGACAGCGCUGGCGUGGAACUUCAACGGCUACCAGAACCUGUCGGUCUUCGCGAAAUGUGUGCGAGAUCCGCCUCAGACAUUCCGUCGCGUCAUGCUCAUAUCGCUGGCGCUCAUCCCGCUGUCGUAUCUCGUGCCGGUUGUUCCUGUUAUUGCACUACGUGAACCAGACUGGACAACGUGGAUAGGAUCGAGUUCAGCUAUCUACAAUGCCGGCAAAUACCUGGGUGGCUCCAUGUGCACGGUCUGGAUCACAGUGUUGUCCUUACUGUGCGACGCUGGACUCUACAUCGGCAGUCUACUCUGCAGCGUUUUCCUGGCUUGUGGCAUGGCCGAGAAGGACUUUGCGCCAUUCUCUCUCCGCUUCUCAGGAAUGGCACGGCCCAGCGUUCACGGCAUCGACCACAGCGUCAUCUUCUGCAGUCUCGCCAUCAUCCUCAUAGUCGUGACCACGACGAUCGAAGACAUGAUUCUCAUUUCCAACGCCUUGUCCGGACUGGAAACCAUGGCACUUAUCGCAGCUGCAGUCAGACUCCGCGUGACGAUGCCCGAUCUUCCUCGCUCGACUUAUUUAUGUGGGUCGUCACACCUGGUGCUCCUGACAGCAUCGCUAUUGGUACCAUUUACGGUUUCAGCGUUUGUGGUGAUCUGGGCCUUCACAGAGCUCAUUCCAGCCGUGCUGACGGGCGUUUUCCUCUUCAGUGGCAUCAUCUACGGCCUCCAAUCCGACCUCAAGGACUUUCAGCACACGUACGAAUCCAUACAUGAACGUACAAGGAACUAA